GGCGGCGGCGGCGGGUUCAGCGCGUCCGCGGCGGAGGACAUCUUCGCGCAGUUCUUCGGCGGCGGCGGCGGCGGGAACCCGUUCGGCGGAUUCGGCGGGAUGCCCGGCGGGCGCAAGAAGGCGGACCCGAUCGAGCAGUCGCUUCGCUUGACGCUAGAGGAAAUGUACUACGGGUGCUCGAAAAACCUGAAGCUCACGCGCACGGUGAUGCGCGGGGACGUGGAGCAGAGAGUCUCGGAGACGCUCACGAUCGACGUCAAGCCCGGGUGGAAGAAGGGGACGAAGAUCACGUUCCCGGAGAAGGGCGACGAGGCCCCGGGGGUGAUCGCCGCUGACAUCGUGUUCGUGAUCGACGAGAAGAGGCAUCCGCAGUUUGAGCGCGACGGGAACGACCUCGUGAAGACGGUCAAGGUGGACCUCAGCGAGGCGCUGCUCGGCGCCAACGUGUUCGUGACGACGUUGGACGGCAAGUCCAUCAACGUGGAGGUGAAGGAGGUGAUCGACCCCAAGUACGUCAAGGUGCUGAUCGGCGAGGGGAUGCCGCUGAGCAAGUCCCCGAACUCGCGCGGGGAUCUGAAGAUCAAGUUCGAGGUGGCGUUUCCGAAGACGCUCGACGACGACCGGCGGAAGAAGCUCAGAGAGGCGCUCGACGGGUGCGAGUACUGAUCGAUUCGACGCGACGCGUUUCGAUUUGGAAAAGAAAGAAGCGUCGGGGGGAGGGUGACGGGGGGAGGGCGGCGGGGGUGUGGCGGUCGCGUUGUUAUGUAUGUCGAGAUGCCGCGCGGUGUUCCACCGCGCGGCGCGGUUUCG
Micromonas pusilla CCMP1545 is the source of this 810-nucleotide messenger RNA. RefSeq lists its product as uncharacterized. Bases 100 to 666 code for a protein of 188 amino acids. Gene Ontology annotation, molecular function: protein-folding chaperone binding. The transcript has 4 exons. Lineage: Eukaryota; Viridiplantae; Chlorophyta; Mamiellophyceae; Mamiellales; Mamiellaceae. The record is from RefSeq and is a predicted model, not a curated record. Gene Ontology annotation, cellular component: cytosol.